Molecule: messenger RNA, 1710 nt
Organism: Vicia villosa (hairy vetch)
Lineage: Eukaryota; Viridiplantae; Streptophyta; Magnoliopsida; Fabales; Fabaceae
Product: probable glucan 1,3-beta-glucosidase A
Exons: 7
Coding region: 25-1518 (497 amino acids)
Biological process (GO): establishment or maintenance of cell polarity; cell migration; actin filament bundle assembly
Cellular component (GO): actin cytoskeleton; cytoplasm
Molecular function (GO): hydrolase activity, hydrolyzing O-glycosyl compounds; actin filament binding
Source: RefSeq, a predicted model, not a curated record
CCUUGGUUAAAAGCUAACUCAAAAAUGGAAUAUAGAAACUAUUAUUUGAGCUUUCUACUGGCUUUAUGGCUCUCAUGUCCAUACUCCAAUUUGUUAGCACAAACUCCUCCAUACAAAGCUGUGAAUCUUGGAAACUGGCUUCUGACAGAAGGCUGGAUACUACCUUCUCUCUUUGAUGGAAUUGUCAAUAAAGAUCUCUUGGAUGGAACUCAAGUACAACUUUUGUCCACAAAGUUUCAAACUUAUCUUAGUGCCGAAAAUGGCGGACGAGAUGCUAUUGUCGCCAACCGCGGUUCGGCUUCUGGUUGGGAAACAUUUAGGCUUUGGAGGGUCAAUGACUCAUCCUUCAAUCUUAGAGUGUUCAACAAGCAAUUUGUGGGGCUAAAUAAUCAAGGAGCCAACAAACUUGUAGCAGCUUCAAAUUCACCUAGCAACCAAGAAACAUUUCGGAUUAUACGGAACAAUGACGAUCCACUCAAAAUUCGAAUCAAAGCAUCGAAUGGUCUAUUUUUGCAGGUUCAAUCAAAGACAUCAGUGAGUGCAGAUUAUCAAGGCACGACGAAUUGGGAAGAAAGUGAUCCAUCGGUUUUUCGUAUGAAAAUUGUAAGAACUUUACAAGGAGAGUACCAACUUACUAACGGUUAUGGCCCGGAUAAAGCUUCUCAAGUCUUAAAGGAUCAUUGGAGUUCAUAUAUAACAGAAGAUGAUUUCGUAUUCAUGUCGCAAAACGGAUUGAAUGCGGUGAGAAUACCAGUUGGAUGGUGGAUAGCUCAAGAUACAAACCCGCCUAAGCCUUUUGUUGGAGGAUCAUUGGCAGCACUAGACAAUGCUUUCACAUGGGCACAAAACCAUGGGAUGAAAGUGAUUGUGGACUUGCAUGCUGUUGAAGGUUCUCAAAAUGGCAAUGAACAUAGUGGAGCAAGAGAUGGAUAUGUAGAAUGGGGCGAUUCGUAUAUACCUCGGACAGUCUCUGUCAUAGAAUCCUUGGCAAAAAGAUAUGGUAAUAGACAAAGUUUAGGAGGAAUAGAGCUGAUGAAUGAGCCACAAGGUGUGAAUCUAGAGAGCCUGAAGAAGUAUUACAAGGCGGCUUACGAUGUUGUGAGGAAAUACAACCCGAAUGCUUAUGUGAUCAUGUCGAAUCCAUUGGAUGCAGAUUCGAAAGUUCUUCUCUCAUUUGUUAGUGGCUUCGACAAAGUAGUCCUCGAUGUGCAUUACUACAAUCUUUAUUCAGACAGAUUCAGUAGCAUGAAUGUUCAACAAAAUGUUGACUAUAUACGAAACGAAAGAGCCUCAUAUCUUAGUGGUGUGUCUUCGACAAAUGCUCUUAGUUUUGUAGGAGAAUGGUGUGGUGAGUGGAGCAUACAAAGUGCAUCUAAAGAAGAGUAUCAAAGAUAUGCACAAGCACAAGUGGAUGUGUAUUCUAAUGCAACAUUUGGAUGGGCUUAUUGGACCUAUAAAUGUCAGUAUAACCAUUGGAGUCUCAAGUGGAUGAUCGAGAACGGUUACAUAAAAGUUUAGAUGUAGGGGGCUUGUUUCCUCAACCGAACAUCGAUCUCUUAAGAUUUGUGCACCGGAAAAAAUCGUGUGGACGCGUACUUUUGAAAAUAUAAGGUUAUUGGAUGAAUUUGUUUUAAGCUUUGUUUAUGAAUGUAUUAAGUAUGGUUUUAUACGAAUAUGAUUGCUAUUUUUGUUGAUAUGCACCGAAUUAAC